UUUUUGGUACUUGAUGUAAUUAUAGGCCAUUAAUUAAAACGAGGUGUUUCUCAAAGCUGUGGGCAAUUUCCUCUCACUUUCCGUCACGCUUCUUCGCAUUCGCUGAUCUCAUCUCCUUCUCUUUCUCCUCGGUUACACAAUGUCGACUGUUGCACUCCCAACUGUUUCCACCUUCAAAGGUUGUGUGAAAAGCCAGGGACCCUCUUUGCUGCUCAGGAGAUCACCAUCCUCUCUCAGCUUCUCCAAGAGCUACUCAAAAUCUUUUGGUCUAAAGUCAUCCAAUGGCUUCAGGGCAACAGCAAUGUCAGUUUACAAGGUGAAGCUCAUUGGACCAGAUGGUCAACAGCAUGAAUUUGAUGCCCCUGAUGACACGUACAUUCUUGACGCAGCUGAGACCGCGGGGGUAGAGUUACCGUACUCGUGCCGUGCUGGUGCAUGUUCUACUUGUGCCGGGCAGCUGAAAUCUGGCGAUGUGGAUCAAUCUGAUGGAUCAUUCCUUGAUGACUCACAGAUGAGCAAAGGCUACAUCCUGACUUGUGUCUCCUACCCAAGAUCUGACUGCAUCAUUCACACUCACAAGGAAGGUGAACUCUAUUGAAUCUUCAUGCAAUGGAACUUUCAUUUUAAUCCUGUUUCUCUGAACUUUUCAGUACUUGUAAACCCAGAAAACUCAGCUGGUUAUUGUCGGUAAUUUUUUCCAUGUCGACCAUGCAACUCUUAUUGUUCAGUUUUCUUGUAUUACUGCUUUCUCCAGUCAAUGUUAGACCAUUGAAUGAAAUUUAAUAUCAACUUAAUUAGUGGCAA
Molecule: messenger RNA, 804 nt
Organism: Dioscorea cayenensis subsp. rotundata (Guinea yam)
Lineage: Eukaryota; Viridiplantae; Streptophyta; Magnoliopsida; Dioscoreales; Dioscoreaceae
Product: ferredoxin, root R-B1
Exons: 2
Coding region: 140-598 (152 amino acids)
Biological process (GO): electron transport chain
Molecular function (GO): 2 iron, 2 sulfur cluster binding; electron transfer activity
Source: RefSeq, a predicted model, not a curated record